Medioppia subpectinata is the source of this 438-nucleotide messenger RNA. NCBI's taxonomy places the organism in Eukaryota, Metazoa, Arthropoda, Arachnida, Sarcoptiformes, Oppiidae. The record is from the annotation of a GenBank genome assembly.
AUGUGGGACACCGCGGGUCACGAGCUGUUCCGCGCCAUCACGUCGUCGUACUAUAGGGGCGCUCACGGAGUGGUUGUCGUGUAUGACGUGACGCGCGUCGAGUCGUUCAAUAAUGUGAAGCCAUGGCUGGAAGAGAUCGACCGCUACGCCAGCGACGACGUCAACAAACUGGUGGUCGGCAACAAAUGCGAUCUCACGGCCGACAAAGUGGUCGACUUGGCCGCCGCCGAGGCGUUGGCCGAGAGUCUCGGCGUUCCGUUUCUGGAGGCGUCGGCGAAGAGCGCGACAAACGUGGAUCAGGCCUUCCUCACGAUGGCCGCACACAUCAGGGCCCGAAUGGGACCGGUGUCGGGGGUGGCGGCCCAGAGCCGACACACCAUCACUCCCGGCCAAACCAAAGACAUCUCCGCCCAGAGUGGCGGUUGUUGUUAUUUGUAA